Messenger RNA from Cyclospora cayetanensis, 7092 nucleotides. RefSeq lists its product as uncharacterized. Lineage: Eukaryota; Apicomplexa; Conoidasida; Eucoccidiorida; Eimeriidae. The coding region runs from base 1 to 7092 and encodes 2363 amino acids. The transcript has 5 exons. The record is from RefSeq and is a predicted model, not a curated record.
AUGAAGGAAGCUCCUUUCUGUUCACCUGGCAACAAUAAAGAACCUCGAAAGCCUGAUUCGAAACACGAAUAUGCAGCACCUGAGCGAUAUGCCGUUUUUCCUACUCCGAAGCACCCAAAGUUUCACCAGCCAGCCUCCCCAAACCUUACCGCUUUCCCACACUGUCUCGAAGCACUCUCCGCCGCAGAAACGCUGCAAGAGAGUCUCGCUGCAAAGAUGCCCCAACAGCGGCAUUCCUGUGAAGAAAAGACCCCAGACACUUCAACCGUGCCGCAGCAGCCGCUACCACUUGAAGCAACUAAUUGUGAGGCAGGGAGCACCGCAAACGAAAUUCCUGCUGCUGUACAUUCCACUUCUAGCAGGCUGCCCCCAGACCGAACACAAGAGGGGGGUCCUAAAGAACAAGAUGCCAAUUGCGAUGACACCCCUGCCGCGUUAGAGAGGCAAACCAACGAGACUCCAUCGGGGGAGCCCUGUAGUGGCAGGCGACAAGGCCUUGCCCUCCCUUGCCCUCUGCGCUCUCUUCAGUCAACAUUCUCUAGUGCCCUUCAGCCGUGUUCAGACCCACAAGGCUUCGUGCCUCUAAGUGCUGUAGAAUUUCCGCGGAUUCCACCCUACAGCACAGCUGGAACGGCUGGAAAUCCGACAGAAAGAGAAGUGCGCUUGACCAGUGCAGCACCGACGCACUGGCCUGGUAGUGACGGGAAAUCUCAGGGCAGCAGCGCUUGCCUUACCCAAGAUGUGAGUAUCUCUCCAUCUAAAGAGCCUUGGUAUCUGCCUUCAAAUGAAGCUGCUCCUGAGCCGGAAACUUUCAGUAACGUGCGAACUAGGGAUGGCUCAUGGCUGGGCCUUUCUCUCUUCCAGCUUCCUGCGGAUGAAAAGGAGCAAUGGCUGCUACAACGCAGCCAUGCAGGGCAUGUCGGAGGCGAGGAUACCCCAGCAUACUCUGCCUGGGAUCUGUAUUCCCUGAAUCCUCCUCUGGAUAAUGAGGGGUCCAUAGACCCUGACUCGAGGGACAGAGCGUGCCUCUCCUCUCUCAGCAGUAGUGACUCUACCACCUCUUGCUGUUUAUACACGCCAGCUAGCCGGACUGAGUGUGGAGUUCAUGAUGAGUUCGAUGCCCUUCAUAGCGACGGGGACUCUCCGGCUUGCUGCUGCACCCGUUCCCCUGGUCGUUCUUUGAAUGGUCUGAAUGAGGAGCCCUUAUCGGCGAAGGAGGAUCUGUUUCCUCAGCUGGCUGGAAAUGCUUCUUCCCCGCCUUCCGAGCAACCGCUCGCUCCUCCAACCUUUCUCUCUGGCAGAGGCGAAGCUGAGCAGUCCUUCUGUGCGCCAGCCGGAGAUGUCGAGGCCUGCGAGUCGGUCGGACCUUGUAUCGCUCCUACUGUUUCUUCUGGCUGUCACCGUCCAGAAGGGGUUCAUUUUUCUGCCUGGCAGACUAUGGGUAGGAUGCAGCCGGUCCCCCCUCUUCGAUCCUCUGAGGCCUACUUGAUGUCUGUUGGGGUAGCCGCACGUCGCUUGAGCUGCUCUAGAGCUGGUGGCUUCGGCUGUGGCAGUGCUCGGCAUGCUGCCAUGCUUCAUCUCUGUGGAGCUUCUGGAUGGGUUCCCCAUUGUCAGGAGCCAGGCUCUGCGCCAGCCGCCCUUACCACAUCUUCCAGAUGCCCGUGCAAAUGCUCCGCUUUCCAUCGCUUGGCAGGGUGCUGUCAGAGGGCCGCUCUCGCUGCGCGCGACAUCGGGGGAUCUCGAGGCUUUCUACUGGGGGAAGAGGGAAGGACGCUAGGAUGCUGCAGACGGCUCCUAGGGAAAAGCACCUGUCGAUGUCUAAGGCGAUGCAGCCGAACAUACACACGUUCGGGGGGGGCAGGAGGGCUAUGGGGUGCGGGAGACUACAGAGAUCUCAGGAGCGUCAACAGGCCUCCGGCAAUCUCACGCUGCAGCUGCAAUGGCCUCCACCACGCUCGGCAGCCUAGUGAGAGCAGCAGCUGCAGCUGCGCAGCACCAGCGGAGGGACCACUGACGCAUAAUGGACUACCAGGGGGGUCCUUAGUUCCGCCCACAACCCACGCGUGUUGCAAUGCACAGUGCACGUCACAAGACCUCCAGUCUCAGAGCCUCCUCUGUGCUGGAGCCGCCGCUUCUCGUUUGAGAAGUGACUCCUGUUUGAGGCCCUCCUUGAGCUUAGGAAGCUCUCCCUUGCUUCUGCCUGGCCUUUGCAGCAGGCGAGGCGGUGUGGCAGAUGCUCAGGGAACAAGAGAUGGGUGGCAUCACCGGGCCUUGCCUACGUUGCUUCACAGUUCUACGGAGCUGCAUGAUUGUUUGCCUGCGCGCCUUCGGGCUUCUCAGAGCUGCACCCCAGUCACAACCUCUUCUAUGUCUCCAGGAGGCUGCAUGGGAACGGGGUCUACCUCCUCCUCUUCCGGAGGGGCCUCUCAACCCACCUUCUCGCCUCCACCGGCAACCCGCCUACUGAGUAGAUACAACACCAAGAGCCACGGAAAGCAGGAACUAGCCAAAGGACUGCUUGAAGACCCCUCUGAGGAGGAGACUCGACGUCGAACGCACCCCCCCCCUGACACGCCACUCAGCGAAGAACCGCUCCUCGGAUUGCGGCUGCAAGAUUCUGAGCCUCAAAGCCAAUACCCCUGCGAGACAUCCCAAAGCAACGGCGGCGAGUGCUCAGCGGAAGUUCCUUCCUCCACAGCGCAACUGCUCCAGCUGGACGCCUCCAGCCCUGUUCUUGUAGCUGAGACGCAACAACCGGAGGCUGUAGCGCUCGCAUGCUCUUUGAAGCCAAAAGGGAAGCCAGAAGACGGGGGGGAACUUGAAAGCGGCUCUCUCUCAGGGCGAGAGGUUGCUGCAUCUGGAGCCCCCACAUUACCCGUUGGCGACCAGUGGCUAGCAGACGCGCAUCUGGUAAAGCCUUCCUGUUCAAUGCCUUCAUCCCCCAACGUCCUUCCUGCUGCUGAUGCCCGUGUCGAUAAUUUUCUAGCGUCUGCUGGUGAGGGCUCUGUCUCCGCAUGCGGCGCUAUCGCCGAGAGGACGGCCUUGGGAGAGGCUUUUUCUGCGGCCUCCAUUGCUUCCAGUGAAGGAUCAGGGGAGAUCUGGAAAGGGUGCAGGAGCGACACAGAUUCAAAAGCGCCGCAAGGGGCUUCCCGCGGUCUGUGCUCGGAGCAGGUUGUUCAGCUGCUCCCUGCAGGGGGCACGUCCGUCUCCGAAGGAUCCUCAGAACCUGAAAAAAAGCAGCGGGACACAUGUGAGCGCUACCCUGGAUCAGGUGUUUUCUGUGCCGGGAGUGGGGCCCCGCAGCCGCAGGGGAAAAGGUCUAUUUCCAGUGCUGGUGGCGAUGACGUUCUUCCCAGGGCAUCCAGACUAUAUGAAGCCGGCGCUGUGCUCUUGCCAGAAACAACAAGGCCUCGAAAGACAAGGAGCGCAUGCGUUGUAGGGGGCUGGGGGGAUACAGAGGAUCUCUCGCCAGUGCCGCAGAAGCACGGAGGGUCCUCGGCUCCUCCUUCUUCACUGGAGAAAUCGCUUAGGCCGCAGGAAGGGCAGUCGCUAGGUGGAGGAGCAGCCAACGCCGAGGAGUCUCCUUGCAAGAAGCAGUCAGGCCUCGCCAUGGGGCCUCCCCUGGGGGAAGGCUCAGCAAAUGGCAGCGAAUGGAUCCCCAGUCAGGUGGAGGCGCAGCCCGCUGGCUGCGUUUCUAGUCUUGGAACGUCUCCGACAGCGAUGGCGCAAGGCUUGCAUCAUGCUCAGGAUGAGGCACUCGCAGCGGCGGGCUCAGGGGGCAGCACAAGCGGCAUGGCAGAGAGCCAUGCAGUCCCUGAUUCUUCGCCUUCCCCUUGCGUGCUCACAGUGGAGAGUGUGAAACAUGAAGGCGCCGUGCCGGACGCUGCGGGGUCUCUCCUGUCCGUCACAGGAUCCAGUGAUGCUUCUGGAGUCGGUGCGGGGGGAGGAUGCGGCUACAAACGCAAGGGAGGCGUUGCCUGCUGUCUCGCUCCUCCAGCGCAGCAGCGGCUUGUAGGCUUGCAGCCUCGCCCACCCCCCCCACGCGUCUACCACGUGGUUAUGUGCACUCGGAGAUACUGGCGUGUGGAAUGGGUGUCUCCCGAAACAGGUCGGCGCGUCUACAAGCACUUUGGAGAGAAUCGCUACGGAGGAGGUGAUCGGGCAAGGGAGGUGGCCGUCAAGUUCUGGGCAGAAGUGCGUAAGCGCAGUGCGGAUGGAGUGGAAAGGGGAGAGUGGCAGGGUCUGACCGAAGUGACACGAAGAGUUCGUGAAGAAGGCGUUGAAGGCAUCUUGGAGGAAGUCAAGGCUGCCCCCUCCCCAACGCACGCCCAACAGUCCGUAGCUGCCACCGGUACGGCCCUUCUCGAGGCUGAAGGGGCCUCAACAGACGAGGGCCCUCUGAUGUCAAAAAGCUCGACGGCAGCCAUGGAACAGACAAGACAACAACAAGGUCAAAAACAAAGCAGCCAAAUGGAAACGCGGGGAAGCUUUGCCGCUGGAGCCAUAGGUGCAACGACGUUCGGUGUUUUUGCGUCUUCGCCGCAUCAACAGAACCAGCAAAUGAAGCCUGCUGAGGGAUACCGUCAACGGGGACCUACCCUGAGGGCUUCAACGAGAAGCCGGGUUCUGCGCGAGGCCUCUAAGGACUCUACAGGUACAGCCACUAGCCGCCUCACGCAGCAGCACCAAACCCACGGCGAGGAGAGCUCCGAGCUGGCCGAAGGGCGGCUGACGGCUUUGGAGCUGCAUGCGGCGACUGGCGAAGAUGAUGCAGACACCCUCAGCACUGUUGGCUACUCGCAGCCCCAGCAGGCGGACGAGGGGAUUGCUCCAAAUUGUGAGGUGCCGGCGCAUCAGCAGCCCUUCCAAGGGGGUCUUGAUACCCACGGGAUGAUGACGCAGCGAGGUGAGUCUGCGCUUGCCAACGGCGCCCAAGGACUAGGCUCGAACGGUGUGCCAUCCGAGGCUGUGGCAGGAGGCAUUACUUCCGCCAGUGCGGAUUGGGGCAGCCAGGUCGUGCACCAGCCGACGCCGCUAUCACCGCAACUGCCGUUGUACGGCUCAGCCUUGGGAGCUACUCAGGGAGGGGGCGCCGGGCAGUACUGGGGUUCCGCUGGCGGCUCUCAAGGAGCGCAGGAAAUAGGGGACGACUCAGGAGGGGGGAAGCAGCAGGGAGGGGGGAAGGACUUGCCUUUGAAGCGCAAAGGCAGCGGCAGCACCUGCUCUGCUCUUGGCACGCCAGAACCCGUUACAAAGAGGUAUCGCGCUGAAGGGCACGAGCCAGCUCUCCCAGACGCGGCCUCGUGGAUACCGUCCCAGCUCGCCUAUUCAGGCAGUGGAGGCCGUCCCCUGACCAAAGGCGCCAUCGGCAGUCUCCCUUUACUUCCGACGGGGUCCUGUGGCACGAUAGGAUACGAGACACCCUGUCAGAGCCCCCUGGCUCCGCUGGUGGACUUCCCUCUGGGCACAGUGGAUGCCACAACCGCUGCCUCCCUUUCGACUGGCGCAUCGCACGUGCUUUCAACGGAAGCCAGCCGGACUCGCUGGAGUAGCUGCUCAGGCGACACGCCACUCUCCAUGUCCAGCGUGCAAAGCCCCCUAGCCUUCCAGGACCUGCGUGGCGGCAAUGGGCCCCAGAUGACCAUUGAGAAUUACCCAGCAAAUCAAGCCGCUUCCACAGGGGGAGGCGGAGGCGCAGUGUACCCCUCAGCGCUUCAUUUUGCGCACUGCGACCCCCAGUUAGCCUUGCAGCAGCAGCAGCACCAGCACCAGGUCUUACAAUCAGCCCCCUCUGGACUAGAAGGCUUCCCCCUCAGCUGUACAGGGGAUGCGGCGUACCGCCCGCUGCAGCAGCAGUUUUCCACAGCCGUGCAGACUCCUGGAGUUCGCACUCCCACAGCAGGCUCAUCUGUCUCCUGUUCUAGACGAUCUCGCUGUGGUGUCACUCCAGCGCGCAACAAGGGACAAUCCAGUGGCGCCUCGGGACGCAGCGGCACUGGGGGUGGUAGUGGAGGCCAUGGCACCCGUACAAUCGGAAGGAUCUACUCGCUGCUUGUUCGGGGGGUUCGAUGUUGGCGAGCCGAGUGGCAUGAUCGCGCCAGCGGGCACCGCAAGACACGCCAGUAUGCCGCUCCCAAACACGGGGAGCAACAAGCGAGGGCCUUGUGCCUCCAGGCACUGUGUCAGGCUAGGAGUGUUCCUGCACAACUCCUAAGAGAAGCCCAACAAACAUUUGCCUACGAACCAACUGCCUCCCCUGAACAGAACUCGGAGCCCGAAGACGCGCCUGCAGAGCCAGUGCCUUCCGCAUCGACGUAUACACAGCCGCUCCAGCAGCAGCACAACCAGCUAAUGCAGCCGCCUCCCAUGGACCAAGGCCUCCAUCUGCUGCACACACAACAACAGUUCCAGACAGGAGAAGGCUGCUCCAGUAACAGCUACGCACAACAUGGCUACUUCUGGCCCUCCGCGGGGGGACCCUCCUGCAACGCCUUCGGAGAUCCUUCAGUUAUGAUGGAUAUGACGGACCAGCAAAAGUAUGGGAACGGGGGAGAGCUGCUUCAACACCACCUGCAAUCCGGCUUGCUCGAGGGAGGAGUAAGCCUGUCCCUCGAAGCUGCCCCCCCCGCAGACUCAACUGCUGAGGAAAACCCUCAAGCCCAUCCUUCUGGCACCCGCAACUUAUUCUCUAAAGACGAGAUCUCUAACCAAGUCGCUUCCGCCUCCUUUGGAGGUGGCCGCUACGCCGGCAGCUGCCCAGGUGAAGCAUCAGCCCUAUGUAAUAGUGGUUUCGAUGGCCAUCAUGGCCUUCAAGACUGCAUUGCCUCCAAGCGCGAAUACCCCGAGGCGCCACUAGCUCCGCUGUCGUCGCUCGUUUGCGGCGGUGCUACCAGCGGGGGAGGGCAUCAAGGCCCCCCCCUUGUUGUGACUCCUCAGCAGGUGUGCGGCUUCCCUAGGACUGGUGAGUCUGCUCCAGUCAUGACCAAGGAGGAGCCCACCGUUUGCGGGAACGCGGGGCCAGUUGCGCCAAGCACCGGCGUUGAUGGAGAAAGGGCAAACUCAUGGGACCCCACGUUCUUAAUUGCACAAUGA